CAGAGUCGACCGCACCUCAGCUUUCGUGGCGCACUCCGAAGGGCUCCAUGGCAGCACGAUGCACCGCAGAGCGGGCGUUCCGCAUGCGGGGAUCAGGCGGGAAGGGAGGAGCAGGGAUGUGCCUCCGCAUCCAUCUCGUGCCGACUGUGCAGGUGCGUCUUUUGAGCACACUCGGCCACAGCUCCUUUGUCUGCGUAAUCCUCACCGCACAGAUCGGGCAAGACUCAGUGAGGCAGGAUUAUUCUACGCCAUGCCCCCGCUCCUCUCACAUCUGAGGAGGAGCGACCGUGCCGAAUGAGAAAUGCAAGCUCGUCACCCUACAGCGCAAGGGCGAGCCAGUGAGAGGCAGCACAUUGAGGGCUGAAGGCCUGAUCGGGAGCGGUAAGUAAUGGACUGUACCUCGCUGGUGGGAGGCCAAGGUCCCUCGGAGCCGCUCGCCCGUGGCUCGGGCCGGCUGCCGGCGGCCGUGCGGGACGGCUUCCCGGCAGCCCCGGAAACGCCCUCGACGUCGCUCUUGCGUCUGGUCGACGACGGGGCGCAGCGGGCGGAAGCCACCCCGAGCCCAGAGGGCGCUACAGCAGGAGCUCGACCACUGUUUGCGCCGGCGGCGAAGCAGGGGAGGAGGAGGAGGAGGAGGAGGAGAGGGGCGAGGGCCACUCAGGGGCGGACGGGUCGCGGCCCUGCGUGAGCUGGCGCAGACAGCCCCGCCGGCGGGGACUGUACACAGCAGCCGGGCCGCUGCGCUGGAGCACCGAGCGUCGACCACAAGAAACCCAACCCAGAGACCCCACGACG
Messenger RNA from Prorocentrum cordatum, 795 nucleotides. Lineage: Eukaryota; Dinophyceae; Prorocentrales; Prorocentraceae. The record is from the annotation of a GenBank genome assembly.